Brenthis ino (lesser marbled fritillary) is the source of this 1188-nucleotide messenger RNA. Lineage: Eukaryota; Metazoa; Arthropoda; Insecta; Lepidoptera; Nymphalidae. The record is from the annotation of a GenBank genome assembly.
AUGGCUUAUACCGAAAAAGUGUCGCUCAAUGGCACAGCGCUCUCAUUUUUAUUGUAUGAAUGUAUGAAUUCUGUGCACAGUCAGGAGGGCUUCCUCAUAGGUGAGGUAACUUCACAAAUAACUAAUCACAUAUCGGAUUCUCAAAAUGACAACGCACGAUUGGAUACUCAAAUACUGAUAAGAACUGUUUUGCCCUUACCUUCAGUGUCAUUAUUUUAUUUACCUACUGGGACGAUUAAAGAAGAUGUUAUAUCUGAUCUAUUGUCUAACGUAGCCACUGAAGUUGUCGGAUGGUAUAAAUAUAGAAAAAAUAGCAGUAUCAAACCAACAUUUAGAGAUAAAUUAAUAUCAAAAGGAUUACAAAAAUACUUUGAUAAGUAUCAUGGAAAAAAGACAUUCGUUUGUUGCAAUUUAUCAAGCAAAACAUCGUCAACAAAUUCCACACAUACGGUUAUAUAUAGAUUUGGUAAAAUUAACUGUUUUGAUAUGUAUGAAUAUGUUGAAGAUGUAACAGCAAAUUUAGGGGAAAAAUUAACAGGAUACAAAAAAGGCAAUAAAAUAUCCCCACAUUGCAUAUUCAAUAAGAUUGUUAAGGAGAGUAAUGUUCACACUAACAAUACAAAUGAUGCCAUAUUAUCUAUACAAGAAGCUGUUGAUAAAAGACUAAUAAAAGAAGCUAAAAUUGCAGCCAAAAAUGAAUGCACAAUCAGGGAACUUGAGGCUGAAAUUAAACAAAUGAGUGCAAUUUUAGCUGAAAAACAAGUUCAGGAUCUUGAAGCUGCAUAUAACAAAAUAGUUAAAGAAACAUAUGUUAACAGAGAUGUUGAGAUGGCACAGGCAUGUAUAGAAGCAUUAAAAACACCUACAACUGUUGACAUACUCAGUAUUCCGAAUGUAAUAAUAAAUACCAAUAGUAGUAAUAAUCCAGACAAUGAAAAUUAUGUUCAGCCUAUUGAAAAUACUAUUAAAGAUAGAAGUCCUAGCCCAAUAAUAAUGCCUUCAAGUUCUCAUAUGUUGCCAACAUUAAAUUAUGCAACUGCACUGAAAAAAAAAGUUGAAUCAGCUUCCUCAAGUAAAGCAAGUAAUUACAGUGAAGAUUUAAUAACAUUUGAUGUAGAAGAUCAAAUUCAUAAGAAAUCAAUACAAAUGAAUGAUAAUUUGAGUGCAGGCGGUAGCUCUCCUGAGUAU